Molecule: messenger RNA, 723 nt
Organism: Saitoella complicata NRRL Y-17804
Lineage: Eukaryota; Fungi; Ascomycota; Saitoellomycetes; Saitoellales; Saitoellaceae
Product: putative ATP synthase delta chain mitochondrial precursor
Exons: 3
Coding region: 1-486 (161 amino acids)
Biological process (GO): proton motive force-driven ATP synthesis
Molecular function (GO): proton-transporting ATP synthase activity, rotational mechanism
Source: RefSeq, a predicted model, not a curated record
AUGUUCGCUCUCCGUACUGUCCGUUUGGCUGCUCGUUCUGCGGCUCCCGCUCUCCGUCGUGGAUAUGCUGAGGCUGUCCCCGCUGACCGCAUCCGUUUGACUUUGUCGCUUCCUCACCAGGCUGUCUACAAGGCUUCCGAUGUCGUCCAGGUCAACAUCCCCGCCACCGCCGGAGACAUGGGUAUCCUCGCCUCCCACGUCCCCUCCGUCCAACAACUCAAAGCCGGUCUCGUUGAGGUCAUCGAGGAGGGCGGUUCCGCCAAGCAGUUCUUCGUCUCCGGUGGUUUCGCCGUCGUCCAGCCCGGCUCUCAGUUGAGCAUCAACGCUGUUGAGGCACACCCUAUUACCGACUUCUCAGCUGAGGCUAUUAGGAAUGCGUUGGCGGAGGCGCAGAGGGUCGCUGGUGGAAAUGGAAGUGAGGCGGAUGUUGCUGAGGCGAAGAUUGAGGUUGAGGUUUUGGAGGCGUUGCAGGUGGGUUCAGGUUGAUUCAAAGAUGUGUGGAAAAGUGCUAACUUUUUGAAACAGACUUACGUUAAAUAAGCGACAAAAUAACGUUGUGAGGGGAUGAUAUUGUACUCUAAUACCAUAGGCUCUAUCGUUGUCACGAAUAGAAUGAUUGAACAUUGACUUCGCGUCCUGCCCCCACCUGCAAUAUCCCCGGGUAUAUUUGCGCCAUUUUAUGGAACUAGAACCACACAUCCUGCGGCUGUACGCGUACGUCCC